CGAUCAUGCUCGCCAUGUUUACCAUCACAAACGUGUCGCAUUUCGUCCUAGCAGCAGCCAUCGCCAUGGCCUGCGUCGUGCUGCUGCUGUCGUCUUCCUCCUGCCCGUCCGGCAUCAAGCUCGCCUUGCGCAACAAUGAAACACAAGCAGAUCCCAGCAUGAGGGCUGCUGCCGUGACUAGUACUACACCUGGUGACGACCUAGCCGUGCUACUGAGAAGCGCGGCAAUGGAAGACAACACCGUGAUAAUGACCUUCACGAACGGGGCCAUGUCAUCGCCCGGCUCACUCCUGGACCUCUUCCUGGAGAGCUUCCGUGUUGGCGACAAGACAGAGCCCCUGCUGAAGCACCUCGUCGUCAUCAACACGGACAACAAGGCUUUGGAGCAGUGCAAGCUCGUGCACCCAUUGUGCUACCGGCUAGACAUUGGCGGCGGCAUCAACUUCACGGCGGAGAAGUGGUUUAUGAGCAGGGACUACCUGGAGAUGAUGUGGGCUAGGAACAGGUUCCAGUCUCGUGUCCUGGAGAUGGGCUACGGUUUUGUCUUCACGGACGUGGACAUCGUGUGGUUCCGGAACCCGCUGCUACAAGUUCCAGUGGCCGCGGACAUCGCCUUUUCAUGCGAGAGGUACAACGACCAAGCGGACCCAUACGACCUGCGGAAGGACGCCAACGGAGGGUUCCUCUACGCCAAGCCAAACAUGAGGACAAUCAGGUUCUUCAAGAGCUGGUACGAGGCGAGGGCCGUGUACCCGGGCCGGAACGAGCAGUAUGUGUUCGGUGGGGUGAAGCGAGAGCUGUCAGUGCGGCACGGCAUAACGUUGCUCUUCAUCGACACGGCUUACUUUGGCAGCAACUGCCAGCCCAAGAAGGACUUCCAGCGGCUAUGCACGUUUCACGCCAACUGCCUCAAAGGGAUGAGUAACAAGGUGAACCUCCUCCGAGGCAUCAUGGGUGAAUGGAAGCAUUUCAGGAAUAACACUAGUGUUUCACACUGAUGUAACAUUUUAUAGGCAAAAUUAUGCUAUAUUUCAAGCUAGAGCAUAUGGAAUAUUUUAGGUGAUUUCAAACUUGGAAUAAUAAUGUUACCAUGUAUAACAAUGU
Molecule: messenger RNA, 1104 nt
Organism: Lolium perenne
Lineage: Eukaryota; Viridiplantae; Streptophyta; Magnoliopsida; Poales; Poaceae
Source: RefSeq, a predicted model, not a curated record